Eruca vesicaria subsp. sativa (arugula) is the source of this 1056-nucleotide messenger RNA. The record is from the annotation of a GenBank genome assembly. NCBI's taxonomy places the organism in Eukaryota, Viridiplantae, Streptophyta, Magnoliopsida, Brassicales, Brassicaceae.
UGCACAAUUAGUUUGACCAUAAGAAAGAAGCCAAUACUGACCAAAGUGUAACAGACUGUCUAUUUAUAACAAAAAUACCUUCCAAACUUAUCCUCACAAUCACGAGACUGAGAGAUGGCGGAUGAAAUACCUUCCAAAGGGAUUCUCAAGAGCGAAGCUCUGAAACAGUAUAUCUUGGAAACGUCAGCGUAUCCAAGAGAGCAUGAGCUGCUCAAGGAACUUCGUAAAGCUACAGUCCAGAAAUAUGGCAAUUUAAGCGAGAUGGAAGUUCCUGUUGAUGAGGGUCUUUUUCUAUCGAUGCUUUUAAAGAUCACGAACGCUAAGAACACUCUCGAGCUCGGUGUUUUCACCGGUUACUCUCUUCUCACCACAGCUCUUGCUUUGCCUGAAGAUGGCCGCAUUACUGCAAUAGAUAUUGACAAAGAAGCCUACGAAGUGGGACUAGAGUUUAUCAAGAAAGCAGGUGUUGAUCACAAGAUCAAUUUCAUUCAUUCCGAUGGUAUUAAUGCCCUAGACCAAUUGGUGAAUGAUAAUCAAGAGUUUGAUUUCGCAUUUGCGGAUGCUGACAAGUCAAACUACCCCAACUUCCACGAGAGGCUUCUGAAAUUGGUGAAGGUUGGAGGAAUCAUUGCAUUUGACAACACCUUGUGGUUUGGUUUUGUGGCUGAGGACGAAGAGGGAGUUCCUGAGCAUAUGAGGGAAUACAGAGAGGCUCUUAUAGAGUUCAAUAAGAAACUGGCUUUGGAUACUCGUGUUGAAGUCUCUCAGAUUUCCAUUGGAGAUGGUGUCACGCUCUGCAGACGCCUUAUAUGAACAAAAUACUACUUAAAGUUAUCAAAGUUUGAGAAGUUUGGAAUAAAACUGUUAUAGAUACUUCAAUAAUCACUUUUCGUCAUUUUAUCACUGAUUUGUAUUUAAUCGUGUGUUUGAUUGAUCAUCGCUCUACAUCUUGUUCGCAUACUCAUUUGUUGCACAAUACUAGUAACUGAAUUUGUAUCAAUUUCUAUCGAUAUAAUAGUUUCUGAACCACUUUAUAUUGUUUUCUUUCCUUUGAAU